AUGAGCAUCUUUGGAUUUCCCUGUGGUUUUGUGGACGAAAUCCAUGCUCUGUUCGCGAAGUUCUGGUGGGGAUCUAGUAAUGAACACAAGAAAAUUCAUUGGCAUAGUAGAAGUCAUUUGUGCUUACCAAAGAGCAAAGGGGGGAUGGGCUUUUGUGAUUUGAAAUGCUUAAACUCCGCCUUACUAGCAAAACAGUUUUGGCAAUUGCUCAUGGGUACAAACCCUCUUCUUCUUGAGGUCAUCAAAGCCCGGUAUUUCAAACACACAUCGAUCUUAGAAUCACAUAGAGGUCAUGAUCCGAGCUUUACCUGGAGAAGUGUGUGGGGGGCUAAAUCUCUCCUUAUGGAGGGGUUAGGAUUAGGGAUGGGCAUGGGUCGGAUCUGGGUCAGGUCCAGUAAGACCCAAAUCUAG
Molecule: messenger RNA, 411 nt
Organism: Amaranthus tricolor (Joseph's coat)
Lineage: Eukaryota; Viridiplantae; Streptophyta; Magnoliopsida; Caryophyllales; Amaranthaceae
Exons: 1
Coding region: 1-411 (136 amino acids)
Source: RefSeq, a predicted model, not a curated record